Eucalyptus grandis is the source of this 897-nucleotide messenger RNA. RefSeq lists its product as uncharacterized. Lineage: Eukaryota; Viridiplantae; Streptophyta; Magnoliopsida; Myrtales; Myrtaceae. The transcript is spliced from 2 exons. Bases 1 to 897 code for a protein of 298 amino acids. The record is from RefSeq and is a predicted model, not a curated record.
AUGUACAGAGACCAGCACGAGCUGCAGUUCCUUGGGUUCCUCGGCGUCUACAGAGAGAGCUCCAAGAUUAUCCUCAAAGGGAGGAAGAUCUUCGCUCAGAUCACGCUCACGCUCAUCCACCAUCUCUGCAUCGUCUUCCUCGCACUCUCCAAGGUUUCACAGCUCCUCUACUUCAAGUUCGUCAAGUACGAGAUCGACUGGGACAACCCCAAAAAGCACAGCCGGAGCCGUCGUCUACACGGUGGCUUGCAUCUACGCCACCAAGCAGAUUACUAUCACCAAGAUGAUAAGUGUCGUGCCCAGUGGAAGAGGCUCAUGAUCCCUUUCCUCUGGAGCUUCGCACUCUUCGUUGUGUUCAUUGUCAUGGCCAUAGGGCUUCUGAUCGCAGGGCUCAUCGUCGUGAGGCAAUUUUCAGUUGGCCCUGCACUUGGGAUUGCCCUGAGGGUCAUUCUCUUGAUCUUGUACGUUGUUGGGUUUGUUUAUAUCACCAUGAUUUGCCAAUCGGCGAGUGUGAUCUCGGUUCUUGAAGAUGCAUAUGGAAGGAAGGCGAUCACGAAGAGCAAGGGACUGACAAAUGGCAAGAUGGGCCUACGAGUUUGGUGUUUUCUUGGUGUCUUCGUGUGCUCCGUGCUGGUUCAGGCACUGUUUGGAUCCCUUGGGGUCUUGGACAUGGUUCCUAUUGGAGUCAAGAUUGGGGUUGGGCUGAUCUGCACGAUGUUGCUGUCGAUGCUGGUGCUGUUCGAUUUGGUCGUGCAAACAGUGAUCUACUUCGUCUGCAAGUCCUACCACCAUGAGAACAUCGACAGCUCCUGCUUGUCUGAUCAUCUGGAGUUCUGUCGUGGAGACUGUCCCUCUGAAGGCCAAAAGGCUGCCCAGGUUGAGCAAUUUCAUGUCUAA